This is a messenger RNA of Pseudomassariella vexata, 756 nucleotides long. RefSeq names its product SGNH hydrolase-type esterase domain-containing protein. The transcript has 3 exons. Gene Ontology annotation, molecular function: hydrolase activity. The coding region runs from base 1 to 756 and encodes 251 amino acids. The record is from RefSeq and is a predicted model, not a curated record. Lineage: Eukaryota; Fungi; Ascomycota; Sordariomycetes; Amphisphaeriales; Pseudomassariaceae.
AUGCAGUGCGUUUUAUACUGGUUCAUCCUGCCCAUGCUAGCCACCGCGGCACCCUACCUCAACUCCACGGGCAAACCGCCUGCCUUCUUCCUAGCCGGAGACUCAACAACAGCUAUCCAAUCGACCAACGGCGGCGGCUGGGGUAACGGGUUCCUGUCUUUCUUGAAUUACCCAGCGUGGGGCAUAAACAAGGGUCACAACGGCGCGACUACCGUUUCGUUCGUGAACGGCGGGGAUUGGGCCGAUGUGACAGAUCUCGUGAGCAGCAAUGCUGAGGAAUUCGACGUCUAUGUUACGAUCCAGUUUGGUCAUAAUGAUCAGAAAGCCGCAGCAAAUAUCACCAUGGCCCAGUUCCAGACCAAUCUAGAAAAUAUGGCUGAAGAAGUAAAGUCUCUGGGCGGGACUCCCAUUCUAGUCACUUCACUUACACGGAGAACAUUCAAUGCCGCAACGGGGACUGUAGUUGAUAGUCUUCAGGAUGUAGCCACGGCCACAAGAGCAGCCGCCAACACCACAGAUACCGCACUCCUGGAUCUCAAUGCUGCAUCCAUGGCCUACGUCAACGCCAUCGGCAACGCAUCAGCACAGGCGUACAACCUGAACCCAACAGACCAGACGCACUUGAACGCCUGGGGCAGCGUUGUUUUCGGCAGAAUGGUAGCCGAUCUGCUACUGGAGGAGAAACCCAUGCUAGAGGAGUGGAUUUUGCCUAACAAUACUUUGAGUUGGGAGAUUGCUAAUGGGGUGGCCGCGUAG